AUGGGCUCUAUCUUAAACAUCCCUGCGCCUUUCCCCAACUCUUCAUACGCAGUCAAUCUUUACGGUCCUUCAAUUUCAUGCGACACUCCCAAGAAUCGUACAUUUACAGACAAAGUAAGCGAGGUCAUCGCGAGGUACUCCAAGUUGGACGGGAACAUAACAUACGUCGGCUUUGUGCCCACGUGUCGUCCCGAGACGACGACGACGGAAGGUUGUGCUAUCAGAGGGCUUGAUAAAGCUUUGGACGAUAGUCUGGUUGAUACGGCCCCAACACUUGACAGCACUGCUGAGGACAUAUAUUAUUCAGGAUCUAGCCAAGUCAGCCCUGCUACAUUCUACGUUGUCACGCCAGACGGCCAGGGCGAGCAAGCUAAGAACACAGUUAAAUGCGAGCUCUACAACUCAUCAUACUCUAUUAAUUUCACAUUCGACAACGGCCUGCAGGACAUCAAAUACGACAUUGAAAAACUGAACGGAGUAUCAAUCUUGGACGCUGCACAGCGCACGAGGAUAGGAUCUACUACACUUGUCGAGUCUCCAGAUAUGCAUCAUUUGUAUCGAGAGAAACCAAAGUCUCCGAUAAAGUACAUGUCUAUGGGUGAUACAUUGGAAGAGCUUUUUGCAAAUGUGACGAUAAGCAUUUUCAGCGACGUUCAGUUUCUGCAAAAUGAUACUGUAGCAUCUUACGGUCCUAUCACUCGCUUCUCAGCACAGAACGCCUUCUCGUAUGAGCCUCGAAACCUGUUUAUUGCAUACGGUAUAGGAAUAUUGUUCUCUAUGAUCAUUGUCAUCUAUGGCCUGUUAUGCAUCAGAUCUGCUUCGGCAUCAUAUGCCAACUCCUUCUCGACUAUUGUGCGGACAACAAGGAAUCCAGGUCUUGACGCUGUGGUCCCCAAUGCGGAAACGUCAGGGGCGGAGCCUCUGUCCAAGAAUAUUGGAAAAAUUCGACUGAAGUUGCGACGGCAAGGAAAGGGAUUAGAAGGUGGCAGUGAUGAAGCUACUUUCUUUGCUGUUGAACUGAAGUCAGAUGAUGGGAAUGGAACACGGGAAGCUGCUCCGACUGAGUCAUUGCUGAAGCAGAACAUGCGAAACCAGCACUCAGAUACGGAUGAGAUAUCGAAUACGCAAGGAAGUGCGGAUGUUAAUCUCCAGCAGAGAAAGGAUAAUCGUGAGGAUUAG
Messenger RNA from Fusarium poae, 1179 nucleotides. RefSeq lists its product as uncharacterized. The transcript has 3 exons. Bases 1 to 1179 code for a protein of 392 amino acids. The record is from RefSeq and is a predicted model, not a curated record. Lineage: Eukaryota; Fungi; Ascomycota; Sordariomycetes; Hypocreales; Nectriaceae.